AUGAAGCUCACUUGCCUUGUCUCUCUUGCUGCCUUUGCGGUAUCUGCCCUCUCUAGUCGCCCAUCUCCCGAACCAAAGUUUACGUUUCUCUUCCAAGUAAAUCUAACCAGGGGACCUCAAAUCGUCUACGAGCAGAACAAGGACGGGACUGAGGUCAAAGCCUUUCAGGAGCUCACUGCUGGUGGGACAGUCAGGGGACCCAAGAUCAAUGCCACUAUGGUCAGUGGAACGGCGUUAGCUUCGGUCAGCGCCGAUGGGAUAAUUCAAGCGGACGCCAGCUGGUUGAUGAACACCACGGACGGGGCAAAGAUUUUGGUCACAGAGCAAGCAAAGAUUCCAUAUGUCAACGUGCUGUUUGCAACCAGUUCUGAGAAGUAUACCUGGCUCAACAAUGUCACUUCAUGGGCAUCUCCACAAGAUGGGGCCAUGGGGAGUUACUCCCUGAACUACUGGCAGGUCUAUUGA
Penicillium malachiteum is the source of this 465-nucleotide messenger RNA. RefSeq lists its product as uncharacterized. Lineage: Eukaryota; Fungi; Ascomycota; Eurotiomycetes; Eurotiales; Aspergillaceae. The record is from RefSeq and is a predicted model, not a curated record. The transcript is spliced from 3 exons. The coding region runs from base 1 to 465 and encodes 154 amino acids.